UAACGUACCCAAUUCCUAUGGUAUCUCCGCAGUCUUCCUCGUGUAAUUUUUGGCACUGUCACUGUUUACUUUAUUCUUUUGGAAUCCUUAAGAAGCCGCCUUCACCGCUGUUCUCCCAAACAAAGACCACUUUUUUUGGAGUCUGCCGGAAAACCAGAUGGUCAGUGGCUCAUAGAAUAGCAACCGUAAUACUAUGGACAGUGAGCUCUUCAAUUUCAUCAAGAUAUGGAUCACAGCAACCACAUCUCUAGUCUACUGCUACUAUGUUGUAUCUCUCAUCCCAAGAGGCAUUCUCAGGCUUCUCUCUCUCCUCCCCAUUCUCUACCUCUUCUGCAUCCUUCCUCUUAACCUCUCCUCCAUCCUUCUUGGUGGCCCCACAAUCUGCUACCUUGUUUGGCUUGGUAAUUUCAAGCUCAUCCUCUUCUCCUUCGGUCAAGGCCCUUUGUCACCACAACCAUCAUUGUCUUUCAUCCAUUUCAUUUCCGUUGCUCUUCUCCCCAUCAAAAUCAAACAACACCCAUCUCCCCAAUCACCUCCCAAUCCCCAAAAGAACAAAACAAGUUCUGACCCAUCUCUCAAAUCAUCUCAAAAUUCCAAAAACAAUACAUACACAUCCCUCCAGUUACCUGCAACGGCCAAAAACAAUAGCAACCCAUCUGCAAAUUCAAACUCCAGUCAAGACCCAGAUUCCAAACUUGCCAAAAGUUUGGGCAAAAAAGUUCUUUUUGUUCUAAAGGUGGUGCUUUUGGAUGUGUUUAUUCGGGUAUACGACUAUAGGCAAGAUUUGCAUCCAUAUGUGAUAUGGACCCUAUACUGUUGCCAUGUUUAUCUUGCCGUUGAGCUAGUCCUAGCCAUCACUGCAGCCCCGCUUCGAGCCAUUCUAGGGUUUGAGAUGGAACCACAGUUCAACGAGCCAUACCUAGCCACUUCUCUCCAAGACUUUUGGGGUCGUAGGUGGAACCUCAUGAUUUCCAGUAUUCUACGACCAACCGUAUUCUAUCCUGUCCGCCGUAUUUCAACGCCUGUGGUCGGAAAAUUUUGGGGCCUACAACUAGCAUAUCUUGCCACAUUCUUGGUGUCUGGUCUGAUGCACGAGAUAAUUUAUUACUAUGUGACACGUGUGAGUCCCACGUGGGAGGUGACGUGGUUCUUUGUGCUCCAUGGGGUAUGUACCGGCGUGGAGGUUGCUGCCAAGACGGCGGUGAACGGGAGGUUUCGGCUGCACAGGGCGGUUUCAGGGCCACUCACGUUGGCGUUCGUGGCGGUGACCGGUGCUUGGCUGUUUUUCCCACAGAUUCUCAGGAAUGGCGUGGACCAUAAGGUUAUUGGGGAGCACAAAAUAUUGGUGAAUUUUGUGAGAUGCAAACUGUCAAUUUAGUAGCUUUGGCCUAGAUAGUAGAUACUUAAUUAUGGAAAGAAAAAUGUUACAUGUGGAACCCAAAUAUAUAUCAUUUUGUAGGUAAGGGUGGAAUGAGUGGAUAAAAAAUUGAUAGGAUCCUCUCAUCUAAAUAAUGAUAUGCAUUUAAGUUAUAAUUUUUUAAAUUUUAUUUGGGUUUUAUAAAAUUACUCG
Messenger RNA from Ilex paraguariensis (yerba mate), 1570 nucleotides. Lineage: Eukaryota; Viridiplantae; Streptophyta; Magnoliopsida; Aquifoliales; Aquifoliaceae. The record is from the annotation of a GenBank genome assembly.